CCUCCUCAGUCCACAACUCUUUGCUCUCUGUUUUCUUUUCCCAUUCUCGGCUCCAUAGGAAUCCAAACUCCUAAUUUAAUUUAGGGUUUCACGAUUGCCUCUUCUCUUGCCGUCGGUCACCACAAACUUCAGAGAACUCAAAAUUAUACUCUUUCUAACAUAUGAUUCUCACACGGAUAUGAUGUUGUAACAGAUCUAGAAUUUAGAUUUUUAUAUUGAGACACGGGUUCGAGUCGUGGAAACAAGGCAGAAAUAUGGUACGAUAGACCUUAUAGUCCGGCACUUCUCCGGACCUAGCUCGUAGCGGGAGCUUAGUGUACUCGGCUGUCUUUUUUUUUAUAGGGUGAGUUCCGAAAUAAUUCUAUUUAAACUUGUUUUUCACAAAUAUAUGGACGCAAUAGUGAACAAAGCAGUGGAAGAACUCUGCAUACAAGGUUGCAAAGGCAGUAGUUCAGUUCUUAUCAGCGAUCUCUGGCCCAAACUAAAUCCCAUCCUUUCAAAAAACGGCCUUGUACUCUGUAAUAAUGUAAAAAAAGCAAUUUUUGUCUAACCUUAUUAACAUUCGGGGUCUCGAAUUCGAAUCGCGAGAAGGCAGUAGGUACACUUGUGAUGAUAAUGAUUUGGUUAAGUCAUAUAGUGUGGAAGAAUGCGAGAGAAUGGAAUUGAAGAUCGUCGUACCGGAGCAUAUGGUUGAUAAUUUUACUAGGAUUCAUGAGGUUGAGGUUUCCAAGUCUAAGCUAUGUAAACAAGAGUUAGAAGCUCUUCAUCUCCGUAAAAGAGUCCUCCAACGCAUCGCAAUUGCAAGAGCAAAUGGAAUUACCCAGUGUGAAAUUACUAAAGAAUUUGGCAUCAAGGCCAAUAACUUCUUCCACAUAUUUAAGGAGCUUGAGGUUCUAGGACUGAUUGUGAGGCAUGAAGCAAUUAUUUGGACAAAUGAAGCAUCCAACAAAGGGAAACUUAUAAGUAAGCAUACUACAACCAACAUGCUCUAUUUAAGCCGCUACAGGAAGCACUUGCACAGUCAACAAAGGCUUGAAAUAAGAGGUGGAGUUCUGAUGGCUGAUGAUUUAUCUCAUGAAAAUUCUGCUAGUUGUGAUGUGAAGAGGGGUUGUGCAUAUAAAAGAUUAUCUGCCCAUACUGAGAGAUAUUUGUAAUAAACUUGAAAAGGCUAAGGGGAAGGUUCUUGCUAUCUCAAAUAUUAAACAGGACCUAGGUUAUCGAGAUGCUCUUGGACAUAAAGAAUGGAGAAAAAAUAUCUUACGUAGGUUGACACAAGCUUAGGCCGUGGAGGUAACUGAAAAAGGCAAGUCUUUGCGUCUUUUAAAGGAAUUUUCACCAAUACACUUUAAUACUCGCGUACGUCGAUCAGAUGACCUUGGCCGAAAACAACCUCCGUUUAAAAUAGAAAAGAGAGGUCAGAUUGGCCAACAGCUUGUGGAGCUUCCCGUCGAGCAUCAGACUUUUGAAGUCCAGGAUUGGGGCAACAAUAGAAUGAGCAACGGACAGAAUUCUCCCAUAGAUGUGAGCAACACAGUUAAUGACACAAAAAUGCCGAUAAUGGAUUCUUCUGUACGUGACCUUGUACCUGUAAAAUCUUCGGUAACUGAAACAAUAUCCCCUAGAUGCCAAGCGUACAAAGCAUAUCCCAGUCAUAAAUUGCGAGAAGACUGGGCAAGGGAACAGAGGGAGCAGUGGAUACUUAAAAUGUUGUAUUUGGCAUCUCAACUACUUUUUUGCUUCUGCAUUGAAUAUAAGUCUAUACAUUUCAGUUUAGAUGAACCAACUCAAGCUAUUACUCUUUGAGCAGGAGGAGAAGUUCCUUAUAAAACCUGAGUUACAAAGACGACUUGAGAAUCUUGAGAAGGACAGGCACACAUCAAUGGACAAAAAGACCUUAGAACGCAGUUUGAAUAAGCUUCAACAAAAAGGGCACUGUAAAUGCCUUGAUGUCUUCUUCCCUGCUGUCACAAACUUUUGCGAGAACCGUAAAAAGGUCGUGGUCCUGCAUCCAUCCAUUUAUGAGUUAUCUCCUGCAAUGUUGGUUAAAAUUUAUGAUAGAAUUAGGUCCUUUGAAAGGAAAGUGCGUAGAGAAAGCUUUUCUCAGUUUGAGAAGGGGAAUGCACUUCCAGUAGUGUAUGAUAUGGGCAGAGGACAACAAAGAGUAGAAAUGGAUGUCCAAGAUGCACUAGCCAAAAAAAGUCAUUGGAUUAGGUCUGUGAUGCCAAAAUUGGCUCAGGCAAAGCGUCUUCACAUCUAUCUAUGGGAGUAUGUCAAUAAUGCCCAUGAUAGUGAAGAUACUUCCUCAUCUGGUAAAUACGGUUGUGGUUUGAAAAAUGAUGAUAACAGUUGCAAAUUGAUUGAUAUAGGUGCAGCCAUCGAGGCCAUGCAGCUUGAGCUGUUCUUACAAGUUUCAGGUUCUGCUCCAAUGCAUGAGAAUAUGUUUGAGAAAUGUGGGGAUUAUUUACACCUUUCUAAUAUUCCCAUGAAGGACAACGCGCGUCUGAGUGAUACCCAGUCAAUCCAGGAGCUAUCACUGCUGAUUGUCAUAUUACAACGUUUUAAGUUAAUCCGCCUUGUUUGUGGUGAACAUACGGUAGACGCCACUCAUGUGAUACAGAUCAUUCUUACUCAUGAGCUAGAGCUUAAACCUUACUUUGAGGAGCCUUUCUCUUCAACUGCACGAUCAUCUGAUUUUCAUGGUCUAGAUUCUUGCCAUCAAGUUAGACAUGAUUUUGUUCUUUCAAAUAGGAACGCUGUUGAUGAGUACUGGAACACUCUGGAGUACUUAUUGGCUGGUGCUAAUCCAGAAGCUGCUUCAAAUGCUUCCCCAGAAUCUGCAAUUCAAGAGGUGUUCCAUUGUUUUCACAAUAGGAAGCAAAUGCGUCUCUGUAGAUUCCAAGGAGUUGUAACUGCCAAAUGGAUGGAGGUUCAGCCCAUAGAAGGAUGGAAUAAUUCUUUACAGAAAAGAAAGAGGUCAUCAGGUGGAGAUCCUGCAAGACAUGUGAAGUUACGCACUUCAGACGUACGACCAAGUGACAAGAGCACAUUCGAUACUGUUGACCAAUUCCCUGAUGAACAAAAUGCUUUCCUGGUUUCUCUAGGGGAUGUUGGAUGUAAUUCUCAAAUAAAUUGCGUCGGUGAUCAUAGGGAGGUUACCAAAGGGCUAGAGCAAUGCGAAAAAACUGAGGCCAAUCACUCUUUCAUGAAGAGAAGUGAUAUCUCAAGUCUGAAGCCAACAAGCAGAGCAAGUUUCUCCUGGAGCGAAGAUGCAGACAGGCAAUUGGUGAUUGAAUUUGUAAGACACAAAGCUGCCGUUGGGCCAUAUUCUCGUUUUAAAUGGGCCUCAGUCAAAAACCUUCCAGCGUCACCUGAUGCCUGCAAAAGGAGAAUGACUGCUUUGAACUGCUGUAUGCAAUUCAGAAGUGCUUUAAUGAAUUUCUGUAAUGCAGUCUCGGAGCGUUAUGCACGGCACCUCCAGAACAGGUCUUUAGAUUGCGGUGAUUGUAAAGAGAUGGUUUGGCAUCAUGCCUCAGAAGAAGAAGAUUUGGAUCAAGGUGUUUCUGACGGCCGUGAACAUUCUAGAAAGGCUGUUGCACACGAGCGGUGGGAUGAUUUUGACAACGACAACGUAAAGGUUGCUCUAGAUAAGGUGCUAGAAUGCAAAAAGAUUGCUAAGUUGGAUGGUAGCAAUGGAGUUCAAUCUGCCAAUGAUAAUUCAGAUCUCAGUUUAAAUGCUGAAAGACCUGAGAAAAGCUCUCACUGGGUUCCUAAGAGGUGUGGUGAUCCUUUAAGUGAAAGCAACAGUGUAAGUAGGCAAGCAUUUGAAUCAGUUGCAGUUGCAAAUGCUGCAGAACUAUUAAAGAUGGCAGUCCUGGCCUUCUCAAGAUUUCGACUGGUGCCAGCCUCCAUUGUUGAAACGUACAAUCAUUACCCAAAGCAUGAUAUUUUGGAUGCUUUCAACUUCCUCAAAGAGAAGAAAGUGAUCAGGACUACAGCCAAAGGCACCGUUGUAUUUCCUCCGAACAUCUUGAAUAGUAUGUUUUUAUCUCCGCUUCAAAGAGAAACUGGAGCACAAGCAGCUAGAUUUUCAACCUGGCUGCAUCAAAGAGAAAAAGAGAUGAUAAAUGGUGGGGUUGAUCUUCUGCCGGACUUGCAAGGUGGUGACGUCUUAACUUUAUGUGGUCUGUUGUCUGCAGGAGAACUGUCAAUUAUACCAUGCCUUCCAGAUGAAGGCGUUGGAGAGGCUAAGGAUGACAGAACUCUCAAACGUAAACAUAAUAUUUGUGAGUUUUGGGAUGGAAACAGGAGUAAGAAAUUGAGACCAUGGUUGAUUGGCGAAGGUGAGGGUCGCAGAGCAAAGGGUUUUCCUGAUAUUACUUUAUCCUUGAGCCGUGCAACAUUUUUCAGCAGAGAAGCUGUAGAAUUUUUUAAAGAUGAUGACAAUCAGCCCUUAACACAAAUUGGUGAAGAAAGUCAAGUUCAUGUCAGUUCUGCUGGUGACCAGGGUCUAAGCAUGAAAGAAAUCUCAAUGUCUGUGGAUGUUCAGGGGGAAAAGAUGCUGGGCAUUAUUGUCGACGUCCUUGAAGCUUUUGGACAAGUAUUGAAGGUCAAUGCUUAUGAUUCUGUUCAUGUGGUUGAUUCAUUAUAUCGUUCUAAGUAUGUGUUAUCCACUAUGUCUGUUGCUCAACAAGAUUCUUUGGUCAUUCCUGCGGGAGUUUCUAAAGGGGCAGCACCAAGCAAACAUGAAGCCGCUGAACUCCAUAAUCCCACUGAUCAAGAGCAACCUUCUGAACCUUUACUUGAAAGGCAAAGCACAAAUAAUGACCAUGAUCCACUGGACUUCCAAACUGCAAAAUCUCAUUUCUGUAAGCCAAUAUUGUUUUGGAUUGAUGGUGAUGGCACUGUCAACAACAUUGUCUACAGAAAACUUGUGUCUCGUGCUCUGGGUAUCAUAAUGCAGAAUCCAGGAAUUCUAGAGGAUAAUGUUAUCGACCAGAUGCAUGGUCUGAAUCCUCAGAUUUGCAGAACUUUGUUAGAGAUGAUGAUUCUGGAUAACCAUAUCAUUGUGCGUAAAAUGUUUGAAACUAUAGCUGGGCCACCUGCUAUUCUCAGUGGCCUUCUUGGAAGACAAUUCAGGAGUUCAAAGAUUAUUUUAAAACGACAUCUCUUCGCGAAUCCCAUGAGCACUUCCCUUUUGUAAAGAUGGAAACAUCUAUCUGUAAGUACAAGCACUGAUCUAUUAACGUUCUUAUAAUUUAAAGUCAGUUUCUUUUUAUUGCA
Nicotiana attenuata is the source of this 5280-nucleotide messenger RNA. RefSeq lists its product as uncharacterized. NCBI's taxonomy places the organism in Eukaryota, Viridiplantae, Streptophyta, Magnoliopsida, Solanales, Solanaceae. The coding region runs from base 1775 to 5200 and encodes 1141 amino acids. The record is from RefSeq and is a predicted model, not a curated record. Gene Ontology annotation, biological process: 5S class rRNA transcription by RNA polymerase III; transcription initiation at RNA polymerase III promoter. Gene Ontology annotation, cellular component: transcription factor TFIIIC complex. The transcript has 16 exons. Gene Ontology annotation, molecular function: DNA binding.